Penicillium malachiteum is the source of this 2763-nucleotide messenger RNA. RefSeq names its product chitin synthase I (gene chsA). Bases 1 to 2763 code for a protein of 920 amino acids. Gene Ontology annotation, molecular function: chitin synthase activity. Gene Ontology annotation, cellular component: cell septum; cell periphery. Lineage: Eukaryota; Fungi; Ascomycota; Eurotiomycetes; Eurotiales; Aspergillaceae. The transcript has 5 exons. The record is from RefSeq and is a predicted model, not a curated record.
AUGUCCUACAACCGACUCGAUCCCUUUGGGGAUGAGCAUCAUGCAUUGAAUCCGCCUAAUCCAAAUGCCUACAGCCGCACUCCAUCACCUGGUCGACCCCUGGAUACAUAUCAACUUCAGGACAAUCCAUAUGCGCCGACAGGCCAUUUGCCGAUGCCGUCAAGCGAUCGCCUUGCCGAUCAACCAACUUACUCUGUUGAAAAUAUCCCACAUUCCUAUGGCCACCAGGAGGCCUACGAAGACCACGCCCCGCAACCGUAUGGCUACAACGAGUACUCCGUCGACCCUGAAGCUCACCAUGACGCCUACUAUACCCAACCCUAUGAGCCUUCACAUACACCCCAUGAUGACUACGACCUAGGCCAGUAUCCCGAAGCUGGUCACACUCCCUUUGAAGACAAUGCGCCAAUGUUGGAACAUGGCGACAACCCAUUUGGGCCGGACGCUGCUGCUUAUAAAGAAGAGUACGCGGAUGAGCCUAGGCCGACCCCCAGUCCCGCUCCUAUUCGUCGCUGGAAGACUGUAAAGGAAGUGCAACUGUUCAACGGUAACUUGGUUCUUGAUUGUCCCAUCGCCCCAAGAUUGUUGAGCCAGGUCCCACACGCAGACCCUCCAGGUCGUGAUGAGUUUACCCAUAUGCGAUACUCGGCCGCAACUUGCGACCCUGCCGAUUUCUUCGAUGAGCGAUUCACUCUUCGUCAGAAGCUGUUCGCGAAGCCGCGUCAUACAGAGCUCUUCAUCGUUGUGACCAUGUACAAUGAGGAUGACUUUUUGUUCGCGCGUACCAUGUCCGGUGUUUUCAAGAACAUUGAUCACAUGUGCUCGCGAACUAGCAGUAAGACCUGGGGCAAGGAUUCAUGGAAAAAGAUCGUGGUUUGUGUGAUCAGCGACGGUCGUGCCAAGAUCAACCCACGUACUCGCGGUGUGUUGGCUGGUUUGGGUGUGUAUCAAGAUGGAAUCGCCAAGCAACAGGUCAAUGGAAAGGAUGUGACUGCCCAUAUCUACGAAUACACCACCCAGAUUGGGUUGGAGGUAAAGGGCACUCAGGUUAGCCUGAAGCCACGUUCAGGUCCUCCUGUGCAGAUGAUUUUCUGUUUGAAGGAAAAGAAUCAGAAGAAAAUUAACUCUCAUCGUUGGUUUUUCCAGGCGUUUGGUCGCGUGUUAGACCCUAACAUUUGUGUUCUUCUGGAUGCCGGUACCAAGCCCGGUAAAGACUCAAUCUACCAUCUAUGGAAGGCAUUUGAUGUGGAGCCUAGGUGUGGUGGUGCUUGUGGUGAGAUCAAGGUCAUGUUGUCUCACGGCAAGAAAUUGCUGAACCCACUGGUGGCUGGUCAGAACUUCGAGUACAAGUUGAGUAACAUUCUCGACAAGCCUCUGGAGUCUGCGUUCGGAUUUAUUACUGUGUUGCCUGGUGCUUUCUCUGCAUACCGAUUUGUUGCCCUACAAAACGACAAGAACGGACAGGGUCCCCUUGAGCGAUACUUUGCUGGUGAGAAGAUGCACGGUGCCAAUGCCGGUAUCUUCACUGCCAACAUGUACCUCGCUGAGGAUCGAAUUCUGUGUUUCGAGAUUGUCUCGAAGCGCAAGUGUCGCUGGCUCUUACAGUAUGUCAAGUCUUCGACCGGUGAGACUGAUGUGCCCGACCAAAUGGCCGAGUUCAUUCUACAGCGUCGUCGUUGGCUGAACGGUAGCUUCUUCGCUGCUGUUUAUGCCAUCGCACAUUUCUAUCAAAUCGGUCGCAGUGACCACAGCUUCCUCCGCAAAUUCGCCUUGUUCAUUGAGUUCAUUUACCAGACAAUCGCUAUGAUCUUUGCCUGGUUCGGAAUCGGUAACUUCUUUUUGGUCUUCCACAUUUUGACAGCGUACUUGGGUGAUUCCGAUCUACUCGGUACUGCUGGCAAAGUUUUGGGAAUUGUUUUCGAAUGGCUCUACCUCGCGACACUGGUCACUUGUUUCGUUCUGGCUCUUGGUAAUCGGCCUGGUGGUUCCAACAAGUUUUACAUGACAAUGGUCUACUUCUGGAUUUGUAUCAUGAUAUACUUGUCAUUUGCGGCCAUUUACGUCACAGUCAAAUCGAUCGAAGAAGAAGUAGCAGAGAAAACUUUCUCCGUCAGCCAAUUGUUUACGAACAAGACCUUCUUCUCCAUCAUUGUGUCUCUUGGUACAACUUAUGUCAUGUGGUUUGUGGCGUCGUUCAUCUUCUUGGACCCAUGGCACAUGUUCACAUCGUUCAUUCAAUACAUUCUCUUGACCCCGACCUACAUCAACGUUCUCAACAUCUACGCCUUCUGUAACACCCACGAUAUUACCUGGGGUACAAAGGGAGACGACAAGGCCGAAAAGCUGCCAUCCGCCACUCUGAAGCCUGGUGGCAAGGUCGACGUGAACAUUCCUCAAGAUGAUGGUGACCUGAACGCGCAGUACGAAGCCGAGUUACAGAAGUUCGCACAAAAGCCACCCAAGGAGGUCCCGGCGGUCACGGAAGAAGAACGCCAGGCAGACUACUACAAGGGUUUCCGUAGUGCCGUCGUGUUGGCCUGGGUGUUCUGUAACUUUGCGCUGGGCGCUGUUGUGCUGAGCGCGGCGGGUCUCGAGACAUUCGACAGCACCACCACCAGUGACGGAACCACCACGGACGAAACACAAAAUGAGCGGUCUAUGAUUUACAUGGAGGUUGUUCUAUGGAGUGUGGCAGGUCUUUCGACGUUUAAAUUCAUGGGUGCCAUGUGGUACCUGGUUGUUCGAGCCUUCCGAGGCGUUUGA